AUGCAGCUGGGGAUGCUCGAUGACUUCGCACGGCUGGCUGCAAGGGAGGAGGCAGGAGAGCAGCUGGCAUGCGGAACCUCGUAUAGGCAUAGGGUGACACAGGCUUCUGGUUCUGUUCUGGAUGAAGAUGGUGACUAUGAUCUCAUGUACGUGAAUUUGGACAAUGAAAUCGAAGGUCCAGUUCUGGGUACUGAGGAAACUGUUUCGUGCGACUGUCAGCGAGAACACACCAAGUGGGACAAGCUCUUCAUCAUGCUGGAGAACUCGCAGAUGAAAGAGAACAUGAUGCUGCAGGCGGUGGACGAGAUCCUGAAGGUGGACCUGCAGACCCUGAAAGUGGAGCUGAGCCAGCUUGCUGCCAACCUCGCGGGCACCUUCACCACUGCUGUUGAGAAAGUCACCUCCCACGCCACAUCACAGGUAGAGCAGGCACUUGCGAGGAACAGUGGCCAAGCUGAAGAAGCCCAGAGGCUUCACGAGUCCGAGCGAGGAAAGAGUGCGUGGCUGAGGAGGUCUGAGGCGGAACUACAGCAAACCAGAGCAGAACUGAAGGCAUCGCAGAAAUGGGCAGCUCAGCACUUGCUGCCAGCAGGGUGUGAAACAGCAAUUCUGUUCCCCAUGCGUUCGAAAAAGAUAUUUGGAAGCGUUCACCCAACUGCUGGAAUGACCCUUCACUCCUUUACUGCUUGUAUCUGGAUCAAGGUGACUGAGGCUUUGGACAAAACUAUUGUCUUCUCUUACGGAACCAAGCUAAACCCGUAUGAAAUCCAGCUUUAUCUCAGCCGGGAGGCUGCAGUGCUUGUUGUUGGUGGUGACCAGCACAAGUUAGCUGUCAAAAAUGUAGUUGUUCCUGGGAAGUGGAUCCAUCUCUGCGGUGCCUGGAGCUCAGAGAACGGAUCCGCAUCUCUGUGGGUGAAGGGAGAGCUCGCAGCCAUGGCCUCGGACAUUGCUGACGCUCACGCCAUUCCAGAUGGAGGGAUUUUGCAGAUCGGUCAAGAAAAGAACGGCUGCUGCAUUGGAGGUGGAUUUGAUGAAGCUUUAGCCUUCUCUGGAAAAUUAACUGGCUUUAACAUGUGGGACAGAGUGCUCAGUGCCAAAGAGAUAGCAGCACAGAGCGGAGAAGAUGCAUGCAGUAUCAGGGGCAACAUCGUCGGGUGGGGAGUCACAGAAGUUUUGCCAUACGGAGGAGCCCAGUACGUUUCUUGA
This is a messenger RNA of Opisthocomus hoazin, 1206 nucleotides long. The record is from RefSeq and is a predicted model, not a curated record. NCBI's taxonomy places the organism in Eukaryota, Metazoa, Chordata, Aves, Opisthocomiformes, Opisthocomidae.